Molecule: messenger RNA, 1422 nt
Organism: Exophiala aquamarina CBS 119918
Lineage: Eukaryota; Fungi; Ascomycota; Eurotiomycetes; Chaetothyriales; Herpotrichiellaceae
Product: 3-carboxy-cis,cis-muconate cycloisomerase
Exons: 3
Coding region: 1-1422 (473 amino acids)
Molecular function (GO): catalytic activity
Source: RefSeq, a predicted model, not a curated record
AUGGCUGUCUCUGCGCUGGAUUCAAGAGUCUUCAGAAAUCUAUUCGGCACGGAAGAGAUUCGCAAAAUAUUCACAGACAAAGCAUACGUAAGGCGCCUCGUCGAGACCGAAGCGGCAUUAGCUCGUGCAGAAUCUCAUGUUGGAGUGAUUCCAGCAGAUGCAGGACAAGAGAUCACAACGGCUCUUGAACAUGCACAGAUAGACUUUGAUAGACUGUCAGGGGAGACAGACAUUGUGGGAUAUCCUAUCCUUCCGCUGGUUCAACAACUGGUGGAAACCAUGCCUGCUGAGAUGGCAAAGUACAUCCACUGGGGGGCCACGACACAGGAUAUCAUGGAUAACGCAUCAAUACUGCAAAUCAGAGAAGGCCUUGAGAUUAUCGGCCGUGAGCUAGAUAUGCUGACCAGCGUGCUGGGGAGGCUAUCAUCAGAGUAUCGCGAUACACCAAUGGCAGGACGGACGCAUUUGCAGCAUGCAUUACCAUGUACAUUUGGAUAUAAAUGCGCGGUAUAUCUGUCCGGUGUUCUUCGACACCAAGAGCGUCUCGAGGAGAUCAAGAAACGCUGCCUCCUAGUCCAGUUCGGUGGGGCAGCUGGAACACUUGCAUCGCUUGGAAACCAUGAAGGAAUUCAAGUGCGCAAACAGCUGGCGAAAGAACUGUCUCUACGAGACCCACCUAUAACAUGGCAUGUGGCGCGUGACGGGAUUGCUGAGAUCCUCAAUUUCCUCGGCUUAGUAGGAGGGAGCUUAGGGAAAAUCGCGUACGAUAUUAUCAUCAUGUCCUCGAACGAACUGGGUGAAGUGUCUGAGCCUUUCGUGCCCCAUCGAGGCGCUUCUUCGACGAUGCCCCAGAAGCGAAAUCCCAUAUCCAGCGAAGUUGUUCUCGCUGCGUCCAAACUGCUACGUGCCAACGCAGGGCUUGGGCUUGACGCGAUGGUCGUUGACUUUGAACGAGCGUCUGGUCCGUGGCAUCUGGAGUGGGUGGCUAUCCCGGAGGCAUUCGUAUUGUGUGUCGGAGCGCUGCACCAAAUGAAACUUGCACUGGAUGGGCUUGUAGUCAACACCAAAUCAAUGCAGAGAAAUCUGCACAGCACGCGGGGCCUUAUUGUGGGAGAAGCAGUGAUGAUGGGUCUCGCACCAUUCCUGGGUCGUCAGAAGGCUCAUGACUUGGUAUAUGAGGCGUGCAAGAUGGCGAUUGAGAAUGAUCGCCCGUUGCUGGAUGUAUUGAAGAGCGAUUCCAGUUUGCUGAAAGACUUGCCUGAGGACAAAUUGGCUAGCUUGUGUGACCCGCUUAAUUACCUUGGGGCGAGUCAGAUCAUGGUUGAUGACGUUCUCCUGGAAAAUGUGCGGCUGAGAGCGAGGAAAGAAGGGGAGACCAAUGCUAGUACACUCAGCCAUGACCAGGAGAAUGGCGUUGCCUAA